CUGCUUGUCAAUGGCAUGGAGGCUUGUGCUGGUUGGCCGGCACUCAGAGCCCAGGCGUCUGAUUGGACCGCGGCUGUGGUGGACGGGGCCAGUGUGGAUGACAUGGGAGAUGGGUGUCUGCCAGGCAAAAACAGCCUGACACUGAUUGUAAAGGGUGGAGAGAGAGCGAUAGAAGGAGAGGAGGGGAGAGAAGACAGGCGUGUGGAUUUCAUGAUGCAAGGCAUUCGACCACCCAUCCUCAAUGGCCCAAUGCACCCUCGUCCUCUGGUGGCGCUGCUGGAUGGACGGGACUGUACAGUGGAGAUGCCCAUCCUGAAGGACGUGGCCACUGUGGCUUUCUGCGAUGCCCAGUCCACCCAGGAGAUCCAUGAGAAGGUCUUAAAUGAGGCUGUUGCUGCUCUGCUCUACCACACCAUUACACUGUCACGAGAUGACCUGGACAAAUUCAAAGGCCUCAGGGUCAUUGUGAGGAUCGGUAGUGGGUUCGACAACGUUGAUAUUAAAGCAGCAGCAGAGCUUGGUAUUGCAGUGUGUAAUGUGCCAGCUGCAUCUGUGGAGGAGACGGCAGACACUGCCAUGUGUCUAAUUCUGAAUCUGUACCGCCGCGUCACUUGGAUGCAUCAGGCACUGCGUGAAGGCACCCGAGCCUCCAGCGUGGAGCAGAUCCGGGAAGUAGCCGGAGGCGCAGCACGUAUUCGAGGAGAAACGCUGGGCAUCAUUGGGCUGGGACGUGUGGGGCAGGCAGUGGCUCUAAGGGCGAAAGCCUUUGGAUUUGGAGUGAUUUUCUACGACCCGUACCUGCCUGAUGGAGUGGAGCGAUCACUAGGGCUCCAGCGCAUGGCGACACUACAGGACCUGCUUAUGCACUCGGACUGUGUCUCGCUACACUGCAGCCUAAAUGAACACAACCACCACCUCAUCAAUGACUUCACCAUCAAACAGAUGCGUCAAGGCGCCUUCCUUGUGAACACUGCGCGUGGUGGUCUUGUGGAUGAGAAAGCUCUGGCUCAGGCUCUGAAAGAGGGCAGAAUACGAGGAGCAGCACUGGACGUCCACGAGACAGAGCCCUUCAGUUUCUCUCAGGGCCCACUGAAGGAUGCCCCUAAUCUUAUCUGUACCCCACACACAUCCUGGUACAGUGAACAGGCCUCCAUUGAGGCCCGAGAGGAGGCAGCGCGGGAGGUGCGCAGAGCCAUCACAGGUCGUAUCCCAGACAGUCUGAAGAACUGUGUGAAUAAGGAGUAUUUGAUGGCAGCCUCUCAGUGGCCGUCUAUGGAGGCCACCACUGUGCACUCUGAACUCAAUGGAGCUGCAGCCUAUAGGUUUCCUGCAGGGCUGAUUGGCGUAGCAGCGGGUGGGCUGCCCGGAGCCGGGGCAGGAGUGGAGGGCAUUGUGGCUGGAUCUCUACCACUGGCCCACGCCAUCGCCCCGGUCUCGCACCCACCUCAUACCCCUUCCCCCGGGCAACCCUCCAAGGCUGAGGCAGACAGAGACAUCCCUUCCGACCAAUAGCAUCCCAGCACAUUCCAUCUUCGCCCUGAUCGGUGCCCUUUCAGUGGGACUUACACCCCUGCUUUUGAUGUGACCUUGGGUCACCCCAGUCCAACAGAACACGUGUACAACCCAGGAGUGAAACCCUCUACCCCAAACAUACCCUCAUUUCCACUCGCUGUAUUCUCUGUUGUUCACUUUGGCAGAAAGCAAUAACUUCUCUCAAGGAUUCAAUAAUUGGGUUGAUACACACUAUUUCUAAGCUUCGAAAUCCCAGUUCCUUUGCUUUGUAUCUACUCUGGACUAGUAGGAGUUUGUUUUCCGAGUAGUUUCUUACAUUUCUGUUCUAUUCUUAUCUGUUUUAACAGCGUGGAAAUAAACGCAUGGACCUUGUUUUCUUUCCUUCAUCCCCUGCCCAUCCUCCACUUAGCAUACAUUUGUAAACCUUCUUAACUCGUCCCAUCUCAGCAAACGUUUGAUGGUCAAAACAGAGUAACAGCUGGCUCACACCGUUAAAUUCAACAGCCAUCAGUGUUUGUUUCCCAGCUGGUGUUCAAUAACGGAGAUCAAGGCUAAUGGUGAUGGCCUGUGGCUGAGAGUAACUCGGCCCACGGGAAGAGCUCAGAUGUUUUGCGUUCCUCUCACUCUCUCUUCAUGUGGAAGGCAUCUUUUAGAAAUGCCCAUCCUUUUGUCUCUUCGCAGAAAACAAGAGAUUGAGCUUCACCUCCAGAGCUGUUGGGGAUUUCAUCGUGUGCUCCACUUUAGGGUUUACAGCGUCUGCAUAACCGUGUCAUUGAAAUCCCAUUGUCCCUCUUUGUGAACAGCUUGAUAACGCUGGGAGUCAACUUCAUACAGUUUCAAAUAAAGCCAUAUUCGUUUGACAAAGUGUAUAGCAUAAGAUAUAUCUGCGAGAUUUGAGACACCUUUAAACUCCCUACAAACGAAACAAAACAGGAGAUGGUCUUAUUACAACAUUGACCUCCGCUUGACUCGUACUGAGAUCCACCAUAGCUAAGCUGAAAAUAUUGGCACCUUUUUUUUAUUUUUUAUUCUUAGCCAUUUGAAGAAUAUUUGCCUUGUUUUCCAUAUCUUCUCUUUGUCCUGGAUUAUAUCUUGCUGUACUUCCUCCUUGUGCCUCCUUUUUCCGAUUAGGCCUUCUCUUUGUGACGUAGCGAGGCAUGUCCACCCUUCAUAUCUCCGCUCGUGUCUUCAGCUCUCAUGAAAUCACUGUGUAGCCCAUCCGCCCGGCCCUUCCUACUUCCAACAAGGCACUUAAACUCUUAACACGAUUUCUUAAACUCACAAACACAUUUUCGUACAAACCUGAUAUAUACCUUUUCAUCCACCUUCUCUGGGAGGUUUAUGGAGGUUGUAGUACUGUUGAUGACCAGCAGGUGGCGAUGACUUGCUUUCCCCCCCUCAGGUUCACAGAUAAUUCAUCCUCGCUCAGCUGAUGCUUGCACAGUAAAAGUUUAGCAGACCUGUCGUGGGCCCUUCCAUCCAUCGCUCAUUGUCUGUCUCACACUUCCAGAAAACUCAGGAUGGGCCACACCGAAUUAAAAGCUGCUCAUACUUAGAGCUUGACAUUUGCAUGGGCAUCGAUAAUAUCAGCCCUCUCCACGUAUACACCAUUUAGAGCACAGAAGAUAAGGUGGAAAGAAUGUAAAAGCUAGGUCAUUGAAACGCUGGUUGCUUUCCAAAGAAGGUAGGAGAGUGUCUCGAUUAGCGUUCUGUCUGAAGAGAAAGGCCUUUCUAGUACCUCAGUAACAGAUAUUGAAUGUAAGCUCAAAUCUUUCUCGCUUUGUACAGCUUCUUUUUUUGUUGUUUUUAGCUCAUGAGAGGGUGUGUAUGAGUCUGCAUGUUUGCGAAAGUGUGUGACUGCUUAUCCAGAACAUCAGUUUUUCAUUCACAGAUGUUAAAAUAAAGCUUUGUUUCUUUUUCUCCAUGCAUAGGAUGUCUAUAUUGGUUCGUUAGAUGUAGUUUGAAUCUCAGGCUUUAGCUCUAGAUAGUUCUCGAUCUGUGAUUUUUGUAUUUUUCUGUAUAAAGGAGCACAGUUUCAUGUCUCGGACAAGAUGUAUGCUAAUAAAUGAAACAAAAGGGGGUCUGAAGCUGUUUGUAAAUGAGUGUGAAUGGGGAUUCAUUGCUGUGUACGAACGGCCCGUUCUAGAUAGUUGUCGUAUAUGUUCCCAUAAGGUCAUCGCCCUCAAUCGUUAGUUCUGAUGGAUUAAUGCAUGUUUUCAGGCCCCGCCCCCCUCGCUUUUUCCAUCGGCCACACUUUGACGUCGAGUUUUGAGUGACGUGCAGCUUUUCCUUGACUGCAGUGAUGCCCUUUAUUCGUAACACUUUAUAGCUGCUCUGUAAAAAGGUCCCUGUACUACAGCAUUUUUGAAUUUCUUCUAGCAUUAUCGUGGUGUUUCUUUGCCGUCAUCAAGCUUUGAUAUGAGAAGUGCACUAUGUGUUACAACCAAGAAAUGAGACCCUUUUUGAUCUAGUUUGUGUCAUUCAGUGUUCGACAUGUUGUAUUGAAACAUUUCAAGAUGAGUCUCAUUCCAUUUUUCACCCUCGGCGUCCCGUGGUCUCCUCGCUGCCUUAAUGUCGUAGGCUUGGUGAUUCUCGUUCUUUCCCCCGGCAAACACGCAUGUAAGAGAGAGGAAGCUGUUUUCUUUAGCCGUAUGUUGCUCUGAUGCUUAUUUCCGCAGAACACACAUGGCUUUCACUUUGAGGUGUGAAAUGCUCGGGCACUAUGAAAGACCCUUUCAGAAGCUGCCCAUGUGGUAGUCCAUGAAGGGAAGCUGAAGAGGACAGAUAUGGACUGAUAUGGAGCAGUCAGUUUCUCUCUCAGGGUUCAGAUACACAACAUAUCCUUCAGCCGCCAGCUACACACUUUUCCUCCAUCCGAAAGAAAAUCACGGUGUAGAUCUCCAGAGCUCUCUUACACAGUUCAUCUUUUAACAGUGAGUGUCUUUCUCUGUGAUGCUUUCCUUACUAUCUCUCUCUCUCUCUCUAUCUCUCUCUCUCUCUUCUGCUCCUUUUUUUUGCGUAUUUGUCGCACUGACACCUAACAACACAAGAAUGAAUGUUUUAAUAGAACUGCGUGUAACGUUGAAGUUGGGAAAUGUAUUUUUACAACAUGUGAACUUUUUAUUCCUUUCUCUUACCUUUUUGUUGUGAAUUGAUUUCCCCCCCUCCAUCACCAGACUGCAAAAAAAAAAGUUUUAAAAAAUGACAAAAAAAAUCCUGUAACUAGGCUCUUAAGCUUUACUUUUGUUUUUGUUUACUUUUUUAUUAGAAAACAAUCAUGUUUGUGAUGGUAACCUCUGAUGGUAAAUUCCACAAGGUAUUUUAAUAAAAUCCUAAAGAUUAAA
Molecule: messenger RNA, 4856 nt
Organism: Danio rerio (zebrafish)
Lineage: Eukaryota; Metazoa; Chordata; Actinopteri; Cypriniformes; Danionidae
Source: RefSeq, a predicted model, not a curated record